AUCAUCUAUAUUUAUAUUAAGCACUUCCAAUACAAAUCUCUUAGUGGUCGAACAAAUGGCUCUCAAAAUGAACGCAGUGUUAGUGAUGGGGCUUGCCAUCUUGAGCCUUUUCUCAGUGGCUUCUGCUAUUUCUGGAACUGCCUCCUAUUACACUCAAUAUACUCCAUCGGCAUGCUAUGGAAAUCAAGAUGAAGGGACUAUGAUAGCUGCAGCAAGCGACCCAAUCUAUAACAAUGGAGCCGCAUGUGGAAAGAUGUACAAAGUUACCUGCACAAGUAGCACCAACAGUGUGCCGGCAUGCAAGGGAGGAAGCGUCACCGUCAAGAUUGUCGAUCGCUGCCCUUCACCGGGAUGCCGGGCAACCUUGGAUCUCUCUCAGGAAGCUUUCUCCACCAUUGCUAACACUGACGCAGGAAUAAUCAACAUUGACUACGUCCAGGUCUGAGGCUUCUGGAAGAGAAUGGUCGAGAAAAAUAAUUGUAGAUCAGAAUAAAUAAUAACGCGUACAUUAGUUAGAUGUACGAACUUGAUGCAAAAUAAAAGAGUUCAUUUUCCAUGGGCAAUGUAUGGACUAUUCUGUCCCUUACGUUUUAAUAAAAGUAUUAUUGUUAUUA
This is a messenger RNA of Neltuma alba, 614 nucleotides long. RefSeq names its product EG45-like domain containing protein. Gene Ontology annotation, cellular component: apoplast; cell wall. Gene Ontology annotation, biological process: systemic acquired resistance. The record is from RefSeq and is a predicted model, not a curated record. Bases 56 to 445 code for a protein of 129 amino acids. The transcript is spliced from 3 exons. NCBI's taxonomy places the organism in Eukaryota, Viridiplantae, Streptophyta, Magnoliopsida, Fabales, Fabaceae.